CCUUCCUGCGGCACGGGCGGCGGGCGCCUCGUCGCGGCGCCCACGUGUCCCUGAGGAUGCCGAGGGCCCCCAGCGGCCGCGCCGCUUCCUCCCCCUCGGCAUGGCCAGCGCCCCCGGUGACCGGCAGGGACCCUCCGGGCCAGAGGGGCGCCCUUCCCCCGGCCGGGGCCAAGCCGGCUCCUCGUCCCCCUCGCUUUACGCUCUAGCGGUGAAGCCCUCGCCCCUCCCGGGCACGGGGCAUCCCGCUCUGGGUUGUUCCGGGCCCAGCGGCCCCAUGAGCCUUCCCCCGCGGGGGGCGUCCCCACUCGCGCCCCUCCCCCCACUUGGCCGUGCGCCUCUGGCAGCGCGGGGGCGGGAAGGCAGAGUACUUGGUUUCUUGCGAUGGAGAGAUGGUGGGGCGGGGGAAGUGCGCGCCUAACAGCCGUUUGGACACUGGGUUCCCAGGGAGCCGCCCCAGAGCUUAAUGAUUGCCCAGACGGUGGCUAUAAAGGGAGCCGGGGAGCCCAGCACCGGAGACAGACUGAAAGCCCCAGCUCGGCAGUCUGUGGGUGGCCAAGAACGGCAGGCGGGCUUGGGGCGGCCCUAGCAGCGGGCAGGCUCCCCUGCUCCUUCCUGGUGGACACCAUGGUCACCCAAAGCUAUGGGUAUUACCGAACUGUGAUUUUUUUGGCCAUGUUUGGGGGCUACAGCCUGUAUUACUUCAAUCGGAAGACCUUCUCCUUUGUCAUGCCUUCACUGGUAGAAGAAAUCUCUCUGGACAAGGAUGACUUGGGACUCAUCACCAGCAGCCAAUCAGCGGCGUACGCCAUCAGCAAGUUUGUGAGUGGGGUGCUGUCCGACCAGAUGAGUGCCCGGUGGCUUUUCUCCUCCGGGCUGCUCCUGGUUGGACUGGUCAAUGUGGCCUUCUCCUGGAGCUCUACAGUGUCUGUCUUUGCCAUCCUGUGGUUUCUUAAUGGUUUGGCGCAAGGGCUGGGCUGGCCCCCCUGUGGGAAGGUGCUUCGAAAGUGGUUCGAGCCAUCCCAGUUUGGCACCUGGUGGGCCAUCUUGUCAACCAGCAUGAACCUGGCUGGAGGGCUGGGCCCCAUCAUGGUGACCCUCCUGGCACAGAACUACAGCUGGCGUAGCACUUUGGCACUUUCAGGGGCGCUGUGCGUGGUCGUCUCCUUCCUCUGCCUCCUCUUCAUCCAUAAUGAGCCAGCAGAUGUUGGGCUACAAAACCUCGACCCUACCCCCAAAAAGGGCAAGAAGGGCUCCCAGGAUGACGACAGUACUCUACAGGAACUGCUGCUGUCCCCAUACCUGUGGGUUCUCUCCACUGGCUACCUUGUGGUAUUUGGAGUAAAAACUUGCUGCACUGACUGGGGCCAGUUCUUCCUCAUCCAGGAAAAAGGACAGUCAGCCCUUGUGGGCAGCUCCUAUAUGAGUGCCCUGGAGAUUGGGGGCCUUGUGGGUAGCAUUGCUGCUGGCUACCUCUCAGACCGGUCCAUGGCAAAGGCGGGGCUGUCAGUGUAUGGAAACCCACGCCAUGGACUGUUGCUCUUCAUGAUGGCUGGGAUGGUGGGGUCUAUGUACCUCUUCCGUGUCACAGUCACUAGUGACUCCCCUAAGGAUGCUGCCUUCUGGACACCAGCUCUACACCCUCUGGCUGAGCUCACGGGCUUCACGGAGCAUGAGCUCUGGAUCCUGGUGCUGGGUGCCAUCUUUGGUUUUUCCUCCUACGGUCCCAUUGCCCUGUUUGGGGUCAUUGCCAAUGAGAGUGCCCCUCCCAAUUUGUGCGGGACUUCUCACGCCAUUGUGGGGCUAAUGGCCAAUGUGGGUGGAUUCCUGGCUGGGUUACCUUUCAGCACCAUUGCCAAGCACUACAGCUGGAGCACUGCCUUCUGGGUGGCAGAGGUAACCUGUGCCAUCAGUACCGUGGCCUUCUUCCUCCUCCGAAACAUCCGAACCAAGAUGGGUCGGCUGCCGAAGAAAGCUGACUGAGGGCGGGCUCAGGGGCAUUGUUUGGUGCCCAUGGGUGCUCUCUGGUUGUUACCUGGCAUUGAGCCUUUGGCUUCCCUUUUCUGCCUCUGCCUCACGUAGGCAUUGGGGUUAUCAUUACAGAAGAGGGCUCCAGUUCCCAACACCCUUUGCCUGUCAAUUUAUUUAAAUUAUAACCUUUGUUCUCAGGCUAUGGCAGUGCUCCAUCUUGUGCCCAAAACAAACAGUUGCACAACUGAGCCUGCGUCAGGGUUAGAUUCCCUGUGCCCAACUGCUUCCCACUUCUGCUCCUCUCCCUUUGGUAUCAUGGUAGUCCCUGGCCAGAAGGGAGACAGUUUGGUCAGUGCCAGAGCCAGACCCACAUACUACUGACCGAGAACACCCGCAGACACUAGUUUUGAGGACUUGGGACUGUAGUGACACCUUUUCUACUCUGUGGUAUUGGAAUAGGGAGUGAACUCAAGCAUUGUAACAAAAGGAAAAAAAAAUUUGAAAAAAAAAAAAAAA
Molecule: messenger RNA, 2484 nt
Organism: Sarcophilus harrisii (Tasmanian devil)
Lineage: Eukaryota; Metazoa; Chordata; Mammalia; Dasyuromorphia; Dasyuridae
Gene: SLC37A4
Product: solute carrier family 37 member 4
Exons: 10
Coding region: 382-1980 (532 amino acids)
Biological process (GO): phosphate ion transmembrane transport; glucose-6-phosphate transport
Cellular component (GO): endoplasmic reticulum membrane
Molecular function (GO): glucose 6-phosphate:phosphate antiporter activity
Source: RefSeq, a predicted model, not a curated record